UGUGUCUCUGGAUUCAAGCAGUAAAAUGGCAGAAGCCAGAAUUUCAGUGGAUCAAAAUGAGUUCAUGUGGCCAGUGUGUCUGGAUCUCCUGAAGGAUCCUGUGACUACUUCCUGUGGACACAGUUACUGUAAGAUCUGUAUUACAGGCCACUGGGAUCAGGAGGAUCGGAAGAAAGUCUACAGCUGUCCUCAGUGCAGACAGACCUUCAGUCCAAGACCUGCUUUAGCUAGAAACACCAUGCUGGCUGAAGUAGUGGAGAAACUGAAGAAGACUAAACUUCCUGCUGACUCUGACGCUGGAGCUGGAGAUGUUAAGUGUGACGUCUGUACUGAAAGAAAAUACAAAGCCGUCAAGUCUUGUCUGAACUGUCAGGAAUCUUACUGUCAAACUCAUUUUGAUCAUCAUGAGGAGUUUCAUUCACGUAAACCACACAAAGUGACAGAAGCCACUGGACGACUGCAGGAGAUGAUCUGCCAGAAACAUGACAAGCUCCUUGAGGUUUUCUGUCUUACUGAUCAGAAAUGUUUAUGUGUGCUGUGUAUAGAUGAUCAUAAAAACCACAACACUAUAUCAGCUACAGCACAAAGGACAGAAAAUCAGAUGCAGUUGAAGGAGCUGCAGAAGCAGUUAGAGGAGAGCAUCCAGCAGAGAGAGAAAGAUCUCCAGCAGCUGAGAGAGACUGUGGAGUCUCAUAAGCGCUCUGCACAGACAGCAGUGGAGGACAGUGAGAAGAUCUUUACUGAGCUCAUCCGCUCCAUUAAGAGAAGCCGCUCUGAGCUGAUACGACUGAUCAGAGAUCAGGAAAAGACUGCAGUGAGUCGAGCUGAAGAACGACUGGAGCGACUGGAGCAGGAGAUCAAUGAUCUGAGGAGGAGAGACGCUGAGCUGGAGCAGCUUUCACACACAUUCUGUUCCUGCAGGGUAGCCCUGGAUGCCUCGGACGGGGACCAUGAGUGUGCCACUUGCCUGGGCCACACCCAGGCAGAGAUUGUGUUCGUUGAGACAGACUGCUCUCACUGCGAUAGCAUGAGUCUCACCUUCCUUCCCUUGAGGAUCAUUGUCUUUCAUGAUAGCGGCCCGCCCCAGGGUUUCCAGUCUCUCUCAUCACCUCCUGAAUCUAAACAUGAUCCCAUCAUUCCCUUCAGUUCUCUCUUCUCUUUUGAUGGUGUGAGAGAAUCUGUCCAUCAUCUGAGAGACAAACUGGAGGAUUUCUGCAAAAAGGGCCUCAAAAAGAUCUCAGACAGAGGCACAUUCACCACCUUUAUUCCCUGGACCAAGAACGACUUCCUACAGUAUUCACACCAGCUCACUAUGGAUCUGAACACAGUGAAUAAACGUCUCUGUCUGGCUGCAGGGAACAGAGAGAUUACAUAUACUGACAAAGUCCAGCCGUAUCCUGAUCAUCCAGACAGAUUUGAUGAAUAUAAUCCUCAGGUGUUGUGUAGAAAGAGUGUGUGUGGACACUGUUACUGGGAGAUUGAGUGGAGUGGGAUUGUGUGUAUAUCAGUGUCAUAUAAGAGCAUCAACAGGAAGGGACAGGGUAAAGAAUGUUGGUUUGGAUCUAAUGAUCAGUCCUGGAGUUUGAUCUGCUCUCCCUCCAGUUACUCAUUCAGACACAAUAACAAAGAAACUCAUAUCCCUGUGAAGCCCAUCAUCAGGAGAAUAGGAGUGUUUGUGGAUCACAGUGGAGGAACUCUGUCCUUCUACAGCAUCUCCAGAAACACAAUGAGCCUCAUCCACACAGUCCAGACCACAUUCACUCAGCCGCUCUAUCCUGGGUUUGGGGUGUAUCAUGGGUUUUCCUUUUAUACUGGAUUGACGGUUCAUUCUGGAAGUACUAGGGCUGAUUAUAAAUCAUCACUGAAACUGUGUGAAUGAAUCAGAAUAGAUUGUAGAGAAAUUCUACCCAUAAUGCUUUGAGCUGCAUGAUAAAUCAGUAACAGUGAGAUGUUAUAGAGUCUCUUCAUGACAUUAAUACUGCAGCUGAACUUCUGUCACUAAA
This is a messenger RNA of Carassius gibelio (silver crucian carp), 2003 nucleotides long. RefSeq names its product tripartite motif-containing protein 16-like. Bases 26 to 1879 code for a protein of 617 amino acids. The transcript is spliced from 7 exons. Lineage: Eukaryota; Metazoa; Chordata; Actinopteri; Cypriniformes; Cyprinidae. The record is from RefSeq and is a predicted model, not a curated record. Gene Ontology annotation, molecular function: protein binding; zinc ion binding.